Molecule: messenger RNA, 547 nt
Organism: Maniola jurtina (meadow brown)
Lineage: Eukaryota; Metazoa; Arthropoda; Insecta; Lepidoptera; Nymphalidae
Product: glycine-rich cell wall structural protein 2-like
Exons: 7
Coding region: 126-518 (130 amino acids)
Source: RefSeq, a predicted model, not a curated record
CGUCUCUCUGUGGGGUCAAACGCGCAUAUGAUGCAGAUAAUGUGUGCUUAUAAAACAACGAGAGAUUCUAUUUGUUGCUAGUCCGUAAACACUAGAGGUGAAAGAGAAAACUGUUAUAAAUUAUAAUGACUUUCAGAGUACUUUGUCUUCUAAUGCUCGUAGCCGUGGCAUACGGGCUCCCAUACUACUACGGUGAAGAUCGUGAUCAUCAAGGGGGAGGUUCUUCUGGAUUUGGGAGGGGACAAGGAGGAAAUCAAGGAGGUUCUUCUGGAUUUGGGAGGGGACAAGGAGGAAAUCAAGGUGGAUACGGGGGUAGCUCCGGAGGUGGCUUCGGUAACCAAGGGGGAUUUGGACAGCAAGGCUCUUCAGGAUUGUCUUCAGACAGGGGCUUUGGUCAAGGCGGCCAGGGUGGUUUCGGCCAAGGUGGCCAGGGAGGUUUCGGCCAAGGUAGUCAAGGGGGCCGUGGUGGACACGAGGGCCGUAGACACCAAGGAGGAUACCAAGAAUUAGGAUACUAAGUAUAACGGAAUAAAUUGUUAACGCUUAA